AUGGUGUUGAUGAAGGUAAAGUUUGACUUGCCGAAGCGGGUGAAGCUUGCCCAGGGCCUGUGGCUCAUGUACUGGCUAGCCGUGAUGACCGGCAUUCUGGUCUUCAGUCUGGGGCUGUUCUUUAAGAUCGAGCUCCGGAAGAGGAGUGAGAUGAUGGACAACAACGAGAGCCAUUUUGUGCCCAACCUGUUGAUUCUAGUUGGCCUGGCUGCAUGCGGGGUAAACGUUUUUGGCGGCAAGGUGUGCCACGACUCUCUGGAUGCUUUGAAGUUCGCCAAGUGGAAGCCCAUGGUCAAAGGCUACCUGAUGGGCUGCUUCGCUUUCAACAUCCUCCUGUUCUUCACAGCUCUGCUGUGCUUCUGCAUGCAGUUCCAGUUGUACUUUUCCCUGGCUGAGGGUCUGAAGAAUGGGAUCAAAUACUACAAGGAUACGGACACACCUGGGCGCUGCUUCAUGAAGAGGACGCUGGACAUGACCCAGAUCGAGUUCCGCUGCUGUGGCAACAACAACUAUAGGGAUUGGUUUGAGGUCCAGUGGAUCAGCAACCGCUAUCUGGACUUCAGCAACGAUGAGGUCAAAGACCGUGUCCUGAGCAACGUGGAGGGUAAGUUCCUGAUGGAGAGUGUGCCGUUCAGCUGCUGCAACCCCGGCUCCCCCAGACCCUGUAUCCAGCACCAACUGACCAACAACUCAGCCCACUAUGACUACGACCACCACACCGAGGAGCUCAACAUCUGGACCCGGGGCUGCCGCGAGUCCCUGGUCGCCUACUACGGAGGCAUGAUGAACAGCAUCGGGGGCCUGAUGCUACUGUACAUCAUACUGGAGGCAGGAGUGAUGGUGGGCUUACAGUACCUGACCACUUCUCUGGAGACAAUGGCCGACCCAGAGAACCCGGAGAGUGAGAGCGAGGGCUGGCUCCUGGAGAAGAGUGUGAAGGAGACAGUGGCGGACGUCAUAGCAAAGAUCAAGGGCCUGGUCGGUGCAGGGAACCAUGUGGGGGAGGUUGAGGAGGGGGUGGCCACUGUGAGUUGA
Oncorhynchus masou masou (cherry salmon) is the source of this 1035-nucleotide messenger RNA. It is a transcript of the gene prph2b, whose product is annotated as peripherin 2b (retinal degeneration, slow). Gene Ontology annotation, biological process: visual perception. Gene Ontology annotation, cellular component: plasma membrane. The coding region runs from base 1 to 1035 and encodes 344 amino acids. NCBI's taxonomy places the organism in Eukaryota, Metazoa, Chordata, Actinopteri, Salmoniformes, Salmonidae. The record is from RefSeq and is a predicted model, not a curated record. The transcript is spliced from 3 exons.